This is a messenger RNA of Babesia ovata, 762 nucleotides long. Its product is annotated as RNA-binding protein, putative. NCBI's taxonomy places the organism in Eukaryota, Apicomplexa, Aconoidasida, Piroplasmida, Babesiidae. The record is from RefSeq and is a predicted model, not a curated record. The coding region runs from base 1 to 762 and encodes 253 amino acids. The transcript is spliced from 2 exons.
AUGCGCUUUUUAAGACGUGUGGUACCGGGUCGCGUUCGCUUCCCUGGUAGCGACGUGGCGUGUGUGUUGAGCACUCGAGCCACUGCCUGCGUUCCAGCAGCGAUACGCAGCGCUUUGGUCGGCCGCCGCGGCUUACAUACAGUUGAGAGCAUCCGUUCCAGGCUUGCUACGGUAUCAGCUCCCAUCCGAGUGCCCGAGCGUUCGAACGUACGCCUGGUCAAGGACCACGCCGAAUUUUACAGUGCCGUCUAUUCCAUUCCGGAUCGCGAACGCGUACAGUCAGAUGACUUGGUUGUGUCUGUGUUCGUGAGCCAGCAGAACACCGCGUCUCUAUCGGUGCUGGACUGCGUUGAUCGUCUGUCCCGAGAGUAUCCUGGCAACAAGUUUUUGGUGAUCGACGCCGACCAGGUUCCUCGCGCGGCGUACGACGCGGACCUGCAACAGUUCCCUGCCGCGCUUCUGUCUUUCGGCGGUGACGUAUACCGCCGCCUGGUGCAGGAGACCAACGGAUACCCGUCGGGCUGGCAGGCUGUGCCUCAGUGGGAGUUGCCCUCAUGCGGCACCGACAGCCAGUCGCCGGUUGAGUGCACUCUGCCCGAGGCAUUUUACACUUCCGUGAAGCGGGAGAUCGAGUCGUUUGCCGGUUCAUUCCACGGUCAGCCGAUUGCCACGCUGAAGUCGCGUUCUGGCACGCACAGCUACACGCACGGUAUCGACACCGACAACCUCAACGUGAAGCGUGUCGGCUGGCCAACCGAGUAG